UUUUCAGUUUGAACCCUGUUUAGACCGCUAAUAACGGUUUUAGUCCCUGACGAGCUCUUCCUCCUCCUCCGACGCCGCCGCCGCCGCCGCCGCCGCCACGCCGCUCGCCGGCGGCCCCUCGCCAUCGCCGCCUCUCGUUAGCUCCCCCCCCCCGGCGCCGACGCCGGCUUUGGCCUCUGUGGCUCGUGCCCUUCCAGGCUCCACUGCUCUCCGCCCCUCGGCUUGCUCUGCGCCGCGCGCCGCCUCCCUCAACUCUCGCCGUCUCCGCACGCCCUGCUCGGCUACUCGCCGCCGGCCGCGGCGGUAGUCAAGAUCGAGCCAUCAAAUCCUGUGUUUGCCACUGGCAUUAGAUUUGGUGGUUUUGUGAUGGGAGGCUCCUCAAUUGGGGAGGGAACUCUGUCUCUCGGUGACUUCGUUGCGUCUGCAAAGGCCCUGAUUGAGAAGUGGAAGGUGAUUGAUGUAGAAGAUUCUCUUCCUGAUUGGCAAUGGAAACCGUGUGGCAAGACGGGGGUUCCAUCUGAGGAAGAGGGCUACCUAGCUCUCGAAGGAGUAUACCGCAAUCCUGGAGGAAGGCAUGAACAAAUUGGGGAUAGCAGUAAUUUCGAUGAUGCGGACAUUGUCAGCGAUGAUGCUUGGGCCCAGAGCUCUAGUGAGAGUGUUCAUAUUUAUGAUUACCAUGUUGUCUAUAGUUUUUCUUACAAGGUUCCAGUGCUAUACUUUCAGGGUCAUCAGGCUGGUGGCCAGCUGCUAACUCUAGAUGAGAUAAAAGAGGACCUUCCUUCUCACUCACUUAAAUUAUUAGGUGAAUCGAAGUGGACAUUUAUUACUCGGGAGGAGCAUCCCCAUUUUAGUAGGCCAUGGUUCACUUUGCAUCCCUGUGGAACCAGUGACUGUAUGAAGUUACUUCUUGAAGGAGUGGAAAACAAGGAUCAACAUGUGCAAUACUUACCGGCAUGGCUAUCUGUGGUUGGCCAGGCAGUAGGACUGAAAAUCCCACUUGAGCUUUAUGCUUCUGGACUGAAAACACAGGAGUAGCAAUUGCUUGCCAAUUUGCCAUUUGGCUCUUGCAAGUUCGUCAGCAACAUAUCUAUUUUGCGCAAAUGCCAAUGCUUAUGAUCAAACUGUACUGCAUCUGGUAAGGCUCAUAUCUGGAUCUUCCAUUCCUCUUUACGUUUUGUUUGGGAAAUGGAGUCCAUGUUUCAUCUGCAGAGUUAUACAUGCAAUCAAGUAAUACACAUAACAUUAUUCAGAGAUGCAUCAUGUCUCCUGGAAACCUGGAAACAACUGAGGAUCAACUUCCUAGAAGUAACUGAAGAUCAUCAACUGGCCUACUAAUCUUUGUUCUUAGUGCUAGAUCAUAUCAAUUUAGUAUAGAAGCUAAAAGAGAACCCUGGUUCCAAAUUGUUAUUAUGAGAACUAGAAAAUAAUCCUAUCAAAGGCCAGCCUCAAAUGUUUCCCUUUUUUGUUUGAAAACAUCAUUAAUCAUGCAUGUUAGUUUAUCGACCAGAGCAUUUUGAACAGUCACAGACAAACUGAUCAACCAUAUUAUACGCUGCA
This is a messenger RNA of Oryza sativa Japonica Group (Japanese rice), 1557 nucleotides long. Lineage: Eukaryota; Viridiplantae; Streptophyta; Magnoliopsida; Poales; Poaceae. The record is from RefSeq and is a predicted model, not a curated record.